AAAUUGCUUUAUCAUCUGGAGAAAAGUUUAGUUUCCGUCAACCCAUGCUUUUUUACGUUGAUUUGGACCAUGCAUAGCAAUACAAUUAACUUUGUGAUGGAAAGCGAUGAAUAUAUGUGCGAGGUAUCACGGGACUGCUGAGAUGCCAGGAUAAUCAUGUUCCCACAUAAUUAAUGUUUUUUUCUGCGAAUUUUAUUUUGCCUUUUACUUCAUCAUGGUCGUUUUCGGAUUAAGAAUAGUAAAUGUUUAGAGGGUGGUCACACACACUCCCAAAGGACGUCACUUUAGUAGCCCCCUAAGUGCUGCCGUAUUAAAACAUGAGAUAAGAAAAACUAACCUGUUAAAUUGUUCUCUCAUAUGACGUGUGUAGGUAUGCAUAAGUUUCAUUGUAGGUGGCACAAUGAAUUGACAGGAACCAGUGGAGUUACAUUUUACCUUAAGUGGGCAAUUCAAGAUUUGAGCCAGCAAUUCUUGGGUUGAUUGAGAUCACCUCCCUUCGAGUCUAAUUAGAAGAGAGAGAUGGUUUGGAGGAAGGAACACUUGGACCUAAUCUUGGUUCCUUGUGGGUUAUCUAUUAUGCUUGGCUACCAUCUCUUCCUUCUCUACAGGUGCCUAAGAUGUCCACAGACCACUGUGAUUGGCUAUGAGAACCACUAUAGACUAGCUUGGGUAGAGAGAAUGUUGCAGACUGAGGCAAAGAACAGAGAUAUUCCUUUGUCCGUGAUCUCGAGCACCAUAACAGCUUCGACUUCUCUGGCAUCAAUUUCCCUGGCUCUAAGCUCACUAAUUGGUGCGUGGUUCGCGAGCUCUUCAAAUAGCAUCUUGACUAGUCCUUUCAUAUAUGGCGACACAAGGCCUACUAUUAUUUCCAUCAAGUACAUCAGUCUUCUGAUAUGCUUCCUGCUCGCCUUUGCAUCAUUUGUCCAAUGCGUACGGUGCCUGGUCCAUUCCAAUUUCCUGAUCAGCAUGCCAAAUAGCGAUGUUCCAGUGAAGUACGUGCAGAGGGAAGUGAUAAUGGGAGGCGUGUUCUGGUCCCUCGGUCUUCGUGCAAUCUACUUUGCAACCACUUUGCUGUUGUGGAUCUUCGGUCCAAUACCUAUGUUUGUUUCCUCAAUAACCAUGGUCAUGAUGUUGCACUUCCUCGAUACCAACUCCACACCGCUACAUCAAUUUCAGCCAGCUUGUCUCCUCUAAUAAAAGGGCCUUAGAGCUUUGUAGAAGUUUGAAUCUCAAAGGAAUUUUAGAUGCAUGGCAAUGUUCUCUAGGAUCCCCUAAAUCAUCCGGCGGAGACAUUUUUGGGAUGGAAAAGUUUUUUGAGUCGACAAGAUGUUGAAAUGAUUCACGUUUUGUCCUCUAGUUUUUCUUGGUAGCAAGUUGUAAUAGUUUGUGGCUUUAUUUUACUUUCCAUUUUCAAAUUCAUCUGCUGCAUCCAUAUGCACCUUCCAGUCUUCUGAUUGUUUAUGUAUUAUGAAGCUAAAAACAAGCCACUUGUUCUGU
Messenger RNA from Syzygium oleosum, 1497 nucleotides. RefSeq lists its product as uncharacterized. The transcript has 2 exons. NCBI's taxonomy places the organism in Eukaryota, Viridiplantae, Streptophyta, Magnoliopsida, Myrtales, Myrtaceae. The record is from RefSeq and is a predicted model, not a curated record. Bases 520 to 1194 code for a protein of 224 amino acids.